AUGGUCAAGUUCGCCCUUGCCUCAAUCGCCCUCAUGGCUGUUAGCCUUCCUUUCUCCCUUGCGGACAACUGUACUCCCGGAAUCCGCUACUGUGGAUACAAUCUCCUUGCCAAAGGUGACUAUCUUGAGCAGAUCACUGAGGCACUCAGUGGCGCCAACCAACCCACUGAUAGCCAACAUGUGCGCCAGUCCUUUUUCGUGUGCACCGGCGGUCCGGGAGGUGAAAUCUCCUUCCAGAGGUACUGCGAUAACACCUGCCACGAUGGCGGAAGUGGCAAGAACGACUGGUGCAACUAG
Penicillium griseofulvum is the source of this 297-nucleotide messenger RNA. RefSeq lists its product as uncharacterized. The record is from RefSeq and is a predicted model, not a curated record. The coding region runs from base 1 to 297 and encodes 98 amino acids. The transcript is spliced from 2 exons. Lineage: Eukaryota; Fungi; Ascomycota; Eurotiomycetes; Eurotiales; Aspergillaceae.